UAUUAGUUAAGUUAGAAGAGUAAAAAUAACAUGCAUGGGUAAUAAAAUUACAAAAGGAAUCAUAUUUCGUCCAUCGAAAAGUCUCGAAGAGAUAAACAUACGGGAACGAUUCGGUCAUAAUUCUCAGUAUCGAGUGUAAAAACAAAAUUCUUAUUGUCAUACACUCGAAUAAUCCACUAAAGAAUGCCGAUGAAAAUAUUUGUCUACAGUUCGAGGAAUUACAAAGAGUCUUUGUUAGGUACUCGAGUUACAGAGGAUUAAGACGUUACAAUGUUUAGAAGUUACAGUGUUGUAGUGUAAACAACAAGUUGAGGCAUGUAAACCUCUCACCCCCCAUGGAGCGAGGUGCAGAGUCGAAGACAUCGACACGUGCCGCUACAGUAAGAGCGAGAGGCUCGCAGUUCCUGAAAAUUCUCGGAAGUUGGCGGGGAAAUGCAAGCCAGCCACACGUACCCUUAAGUGGGGUAACACUAGUAGUGGGUACGAGGACCUCUGAGAGUCCCUAAUUGGCUAAGACGCUCGGGUAGAAACUGAUAACCAAUUACAGACACCCGAAAAGAAUAAUUUGGGGGUACAGCGAACAUAUCGCCACCACCCGAUAGAGUCAUCCAUUGUCCAUCACAUCUUGGUGAUUUUUCGUGCGCUUCAGACGUGUCUGCAGUUUCUCAAAAUUUUAUCAAAGUUCUUUGUGCUUAACAGCGUCCAUUUUCCAUUCAAUUACGUUUAAUACAGUUAUUAAAAUAUUGCAUUCAACUACAGAUAAUUAAUCUAAUAAAUUAAUUAUUCAUUAAUUGAUAGUAAUAUCAAUUAAUUACAAAUUAUUAUUCAGUAUAAUAAAUAAAUAUCUUCAUUUGUUAUACCGAUUAAUACAGUUACAGUUUUGUUCAAUAAUUAUUCUUCAACAAUUAUUAUUUAAUUGUUGAAAAGCUACAGAGUGAUUUCUUAAUUGUUUUACAAUUACUAAAUCAUUUAAUUAAAAUAAUUUUAACAGAUUUCUGUUAAAUAGUUACAGUCUGAUUUAUUAAUUAUUUUUAAUAAUUAGUAAAUUAAUCAAGUCAACGCUACAGGAAAUAUUUCACGAUAGAUUCAGUUAUUGUUUAAUAAAUCAAAGAGUGUUUAUAGUGAAACAGCACGUAUUUACAGAAAAACCAUUCAUCAGCGUCGAUCUUCGAUAAGGCUACAGUAUGUCGGGACAGGAUACUAGGAGUUUGGAGAAGGAGAUGGAGGGCCUCGAAGAGGUCCUGUUGAUCGACCUGUCCGUCGACGAUGAUGACAUAUCGACGGCUACAACAAUGCCGGAGAUUAAUUUGGGAGACGACGAAGUGAGUAAUCCCUCCCGGAAUGAGAUGCUAGGAAACCAGGAAGCAUCAGGUUACAGUCAAGAGCAGGAAGAGAUGCUAGGAGAUCCGGAAGCAUCAGGCUACAGCCAAGAGCAGGAGGAGGCCAAUCAGGAGGAGUAUGCCAGCGAUACAGGUACAGAGACCGACAGCCUGUACGAGGGUCUACCAGGAGAGCUGCCGAUGAGGCUUGAUGAAAACACUCUCUGGGACCCUAUCCGCCCAUACGUCAAGCACCUGAGAUGGCUUGACCACUUUAAACCUGGUCUGCUAAAGGCACUGGGGAAAGUGGCUGUUCGUAUGAGCCACCCCAGAGACAUCGGCUGUCCGCUCCAGGAAUUAUCUGGAGUAAAGUUCAAGAGGGCAACCACGAGUGACAUCAGAGACGCUAAUGCCACUCGUGACAUCGGAGUGCAGGUCCAGCCGCUGACAGUUGUGAGUUCCAGCACUCAGACCGAACCAGCCGAGAUGACGUUACAGACACCUAUGGAGGUGGUACACGAGUCAAUUCCAGUCACCCCAGGAACCGGAAUCACAGGAGUGUCGUCAACCUCGACACCACCAAGCACCGUUCCAGUCAAUAAGGAGGUAUCACCAGCUCGAACCUCGGGGUCCAGUAAAGAUCGACCGAAGUCACCCUCAGGAUCAGCGCGCCAAUCACUACUGGAUUGGAAUAAGAGGAUACGGGAGAGGUCAGUAGCCCCAUCAACUGUACCGACACCACCAAGAGCACCAGAAAGAAAACCAUCUUCGGUGCAAGACAGGCUCCAGCGUGCUCGAGAACCGGCACACAGCACAACAUCAGCUCUAGGAAGAGAGAACACGGCUCUAGCAGAAGAGACGAAGAGGAAGCAGUUCACGUGGAUGGGCAAGCCACGUCUCUGUUGGAACUGCCGCAAAGAAGGGCACCCAUUCAGUGCAUGCCCAGAAGCCAGGAAGACCUUUUGCCAGAUGUGCGGCAGGGCUAAUUAUACUGCCCGUACGUGUCCUAGUUGCGGCGAAAAAUGGAAAGCAAUGGGACCGUACAAGAAGGAGUACGGAGGAAAUGUUCCUCGGGAGCAGCUAAGGAAGGCUCCCCGACAUCGAGAGGACGAACAGUCACCUAAUCGUGGUCGACCAUAUUAAGAUUCCGUCUCCAGGUUACAGAUCAAAGGCAACGACAUUGGCGCUACCGGACAACGAUUACAUGAUUUAAGAUUAAUGCUACAGUUAAAUAAAAAAAAAAGCGUUUCGUACCUCGCUACGGCGUCGUACUUACAGUGGCUUGGGCCUAGUUGAGUUAUGAGAGGUUGUGAAACCGUAUGUUACAGGCAAAUUUGCAAAAACCUGCAUAGGUUUAAUUAAUAGUAUGUCUCAGGACAUACGUAAUACCGCUACAGUUAAAUGUUUCAGGUCGUGGGUUCGAGAAAACAGUGUUAAAAGUUUCGAGGAUGAGAGAGUUCGAACCACGAUCAUGGUAAAGAGAGAGAGUCAUCAUAGUAACAGCAGUACAGUUCCAGAGUCAGUAAUACAACGUAUAAUCAAGACAACAAUCACCGUACCGUAAAAUCUUCCCCAGGAGGACGGGAGUUGUGACGUUAUUUUUCGUAUGGGGGUCAACUCAAAGUGAACGUCACAAACACCAACGAAUUUUAUUGUAUUUACGAGCAUGGUAAUUCAAGACUCAUAAUUUAGCUUACAGUAAUUUACGAUUUUGAUACAGAUUUUUGAUUAAGUUAUAGUUUAAGAAUUAAAUAUGGAGUAACGUCUGGCUACAGUUAUGGAAUUUUGGGAUAAAGAAAAUAAGAAUUAGAAUCAGAAUUAUGGGGAAAUUAGUAUGGGAUAUGGCUUGAGAUUAAAGUUUGGGAAAAUGAUUGUUUGAAGUUUUGGAUUUUUGGUAUUUUGAGUAUGUGGACGAGUCAGUGUUGCCGAGGAGCGGGACUUAAAUUAGUCACCCGGUAUCAUCUGAUGAUAGAACCUAGUUCUAUCCCUCUGAGACUUCUUGGUUGAUUGCAGAGGUCUAGCUGAGAUGCUAGUGCUCCAGUAUAUAAGGAAUUUGACGGAUGCAGAAUGGGAUCAGUUUUGGAGUUUUGGUUUGGCAGGCCUCAGCAGUAAUUUUGUGACCGUUGCUGUUGUGGAAGCCGUUUGGUCAUUUUUAAAUUAUUAGUCUGACAGGCCUCAGAGGACAAGUCAUGACCACUUGUACCGCUGAGGAAGUCAUAGGUCACUUAAUUCAUAAGUUUUAUGAUCCCAGCUGAAGUCUGUUCCAGGAGAGCAACUGCCAAGGAUAUCCAUCCUCAGAAUGGUUUAGUGAGUACGUUUGGCGAGGACUUGAGCCUCCAGUUACCGUUAUAGUAAAGAUUGAGUUGGAUUUUAGAAUUUAGAAUAUAGAGGUCAGUUAUUGAUAACGAUAGGAUUGAGUUUGGGGUUUUUAGAAUUGAGAAUUGAGAGGAGGGAGUCGGAGGGAGACCUUCGAGGAGUAAGGACGUGGGCAUUCGACUCUAGUCGCUUGAAGCGAGUAGACGUGUGCAGUAAUGGCGCUACAGUUCAAGGCAUUGUGGAAAGCUACAGAUUGAGAUUAUUGAUACAGAAGUAUUAUUCAAAACAGUGUGAGACGUUACUUGAUAUUUAUUCACCAGACAUCAGGUAUGAAAUAAUUAUUAUAAAUAAUUAAUCGAGUUCGAGUCAAAAGUCUUGAGGUAUUAUGCUCCUGUUUUAAUUAAAGAAAAGAUUUAAUAUCUGAGCUAAUUAUGAGAAUAGUGUUACAUUUUUAGAGUCACGAUCAUGUUCCAUUGUUAAUAUUAUUUUAUAAAAGAAUUAUGUUUGAUUGUUAAACCAAUUAGUGUCUAAUUAACAUCGAAAUGAGACCCAUGUACGUUAGUUUUACGAUUUUGCUAAAGAGAGUGUUCUAGAGUAUCGAGUCUAUAAUUAUCGUUCUAGUUUACCAAAUAUUAUUUGAUUAUCAUUUAGUUCUAGUUAAUUAAUUGAUUUAUUUGUAAGAUAUCGAUACGUAUCGUUUAGACGUCAAUUUACCUUCUGUUAAGAUUAAUUUUAUUAUAUUCAGCAUUCGUUAUAGAGAAAAAUAUUAUUUGUACUGAGCUAUCGUAUUUUAUUUAUUGUUAAAUAGAGUUUUGGGAUUAUUGUUGUUAAAUAAAAGUUGCAAAUUCAAAAUGAAUCUACAUGACUUUGGGAAUGAUGUAACCCGGACCACUCCCUCUCUCCAUAAACCUACACACUGAGCGACACCAUGGCAUACCGUAACUCUGUUUUUAGUUUUCCAGUCUCCGUUUUGUUUUGCUAAUAAGUUCUGAGCAUUUUGUUAAGUUUUAAUUCUAGUUUUAGUUUUAGUUUUGUUUAUGCGUGGUUUUGGUGAUAAUUCCACAGAUCAAAAAUUAUCAAAAAUUUCAUGAUUUACUGGUUUGGUGAUUCCAGUGAUAAAAAUUACCUGGCGCCCUAUUCGUAUUGAGACUGGAGGCUAAACGCAGAGAACGAAGUUAUAGCGCAGAAAUUAGCGUCUAGUUUUUGUGUUAUAAUAUAUAUAUAUAUAUAUAUAUGUACAUAAAAUAGUAUACUAUUUUUCUUUAUGCCCGGUC
Messenger RNA from Microplitis mediator, 4909 nucleotides. RefSeq lists its product as uncharacterized. NCBI's taxonomy places the organism in Eukaryota, Metazoa, Arthropoda, Insecta, Hymenoptera, Braconidae. The transcript is spliced from 2 exons. Gene Ontology annotation, molecular function: nucleic acid binding; zinc ion binding. The record is from RefSeq and is a predicted model, not a curated record. The coding region runs from base 1185 to 2462 and encodes 425 amino acids.